AUGUCACAAUACCUGCUUAAAGUAAACAACCGGUACCAGAAACAAAAUUAUAAUUUUAAUGUGCUUAGAAAGAUUUACGGACUGUUUGUUUAAAAUCAAACAUAUUAAAGCACCUCUUGUUUUAAGAUUAAAUUAAAUCCAGUAAACUUAUCAUAAAAUUUCCAAGUAUUGAAUGUUCUUUUUGGUUUGGUCUUAAAGCAUCUUAUUGCCUAGCAGUAGUCGUAUAGUCGUUGCCCCCUGUUAUAUAAGCUUUGAAUGAAUUGUUUACGAGAUUUCAUCAAUAUUCGUGACGUUUAUCACCGAUAUUACCUUGAAAAUGAGUGCUCUUCAAUUUGGGCGCGUGAUAACUCGAAAAAUAAUUUGUUUGACUAAAGAAUCAGUGGGCACUGGAUUGAAAUCGACAGCAGUACGUUAUUUCUCUGUAACAAAUAACAGAAAAAUGAAAUUUGUGCAGUUUACUUAUAAAAAUCAACCGGAAGAAGUACGCGUUGGUUAUAUUGAAGGAAACAAUGUUGUAGACCUCAAUAAAGUGGAUUCAUCAAUCCCUACAACUUUGCUGGGAAUCCUGAAAAAUGGAGAUGUAGAGAAAGUUCAAAAAUUAAAAUCAACAAAACCACCAUCGGUGCCACUCUCAGCGGUGACCUUGGCUGCUCCAAUUCACGGUAUAGAUAAAGUACUAUGCAUUGGACUGAACUACAAAGAUCAUUGCGUAGAACAGAACCUCACUCCACCGGCUGUGCCUAUGAUAUUUAAUAAGUUCCCUAGUGUUAUUGUUGGACCCAAUGAUGCAGUAAGACUGAGGACAGAAGUCACUAAGAAAGUGGAUUGGGAAGUAGAACUGACUGUUGUGAUCGGUAAGAAGGCGAGCUUCGUGAAAGCGGCCGACGCUUACAACUAUGUACUGGGUUACACGGUGGCGCAGGACAUCAGCGCUAGAGACUGGCAAAAAGAGAAGAACGGCGGUCAGUUCUUACUUGGCAAGUCGAUGGACACCUUCUGUCCCAUUGGGCCUUACAUCGUGACCAGCGACGAAGUCGGCGAUCCUCAGACCCUGGACAUCAAGUGCAGCGUCAACGGUGUCCUGAAACAGACCAGCAACACCAAUCAGCUCAUACACAAAAUACCCGAUGUCAUUGAACGACUGACAUCGGUGAUGACCCUCCUCCCUGGGGACAUAAUUCUAACGGGCACUCCAGGCGGCGUCGGCAUGUACCGGAGCCCCCCGGAGUAUCUGAAGCCCGGUGACGUUAUCCGCAGCGAGAUACAGAAUAUUGGAGUUCUGGAAACUAGAUUGGAGAAGUUUUAAUUGGUGCUCGAGUAAGGCUAGCACCACAUUUGACAGCAGAUCGUUCGUAACGAAACACCAAAAUGAAUACAAUUACUACUCUCGAUCAUACUACAUGGAAAUCCGUCAUUAUGUCGACGUAAUACCGCGGAACUUUGGCGCUCACCGAUUUCCAGUCAACGAAAAAUUGGCAACACUGCAUUGGAUACUUAAGUGAUAUAACAUCUCAUAACAACGCAGACCGCGUAUGCGUUGGCAAGUUUUCAUACGUCUGAAGAUAUGUUAAAAGUGGCUGCUGCGUUUAGUUGCCAAUCUCUCGAUUGCCGAAUGUAUAAUUAAAUGUGACGCUAGCCUAAAUAGCUUUGUCAGAACAGGCUAUAUGCAGUCUGACAGACUGGGAUUACUUAUUAUACGUUAUUUGAUUAAUGAUUUUUUAAUUGGGACCAGACUAACUUACCCUCUAGACAACAAACGAAUUUAUUGAUAGAUACGGUAUCACUACCGUGUACAUGAAUUAGAAGAAGAUAUCAGAAUCGGCAUUUUAUUCUUUCCCAUACGUGUUCUCAUAAGAAUUAAGUGUGCUGGAAGUUUAUGUUUCCAUACAAAUUAUUAAGCCUCCACUGUUUAAAUAGAAGUUUUAUUAAUUAUAUUAAGUAUGUAAAUAUAUUGCAUAUUAAAUCUAUUUCAUUUGCCAAAUAAUGAACCAAAUAUUACGUUAUUUGUAAAAACUAAGUGUGCAGUUAAAUAUAUGCACGACAUUGAAAAGCCAUUUUGUAAAGUCAGGGUUAAAAUAUUAAAAAAUAUUUUAUAAUAAGUGCAAUUGUAUUAGGGUUUAAUUAUUUUUGUAUAUUAAUCAAAUGUUAUAAUAAUAAUAUAUUGAUUUGUUAUAAAA
This is a messenger RNA of Galleria mellonella (greater wax moth), 2177 nucleotides long. RefSeq names its product fumarylacetoacetate hydrolase domain-containing protein 2 (gene Faah). The record is from RefSeq and is a predicted model, not a curated record. The transcript is spliced from 5 exons. Gene Ontology annotation, molecular function: hydro-lyase activity. Bases 317 to 1306 code for a protein of 329 amino acids. NCBI's taxonomy places the organism in Eukaryota, Metazoa, Arthropoda, Insecta, Lepidoptera, Pyralidae.